This is a messenger RNA of Funneliformis caledonium, 576 nucleotides long. NCBI's taxonomy places the organism in Eukaryota, Fungi, Glomeromycota, Glomeromycetes, Glomerales, Glomeraceae. The record is from the annotation of a GenBank genome assembly.
AUGCAUCUUGAAGUCGAACGUCUUUGCAAAUUGAAAGCUGACGGAACUUUUUUGUUUAGGGAUGUGUCAUUAUCUUUGAAAGAUAAAGAAAUCCUGUCUAUUUCUGGGCCAAGUGGUUCCGGGUCUCCAGAGGAUUACGGAAUUCCCAAUUGGAGAACCCGUGUUAUGUAUGUUCCGCAAAGGGCUCCCAUAAUGCCGGGUAGUCCAAUGGAAUUCUAUCAGAAAAUGCUAUCGUUUAAACAUCAGAGAUCGAGAAAUUGCCACGUCGAUCCUAUUGAAAUUUCCCAACAGGACGAAUCAUGGGACAAGGAAUGGAAUCAGUUGUCAGGAGGAGAGAUUCAGCGUAUUUCGUUAGCAAUUGCUUUAUCUUGUAAACCCGAUGCGUUACUUCUCGAUGAACCAACAUCUGCUCUUGACCCCGACACGUGUCUUUUAGUUGAAGAGUCGCUUAAAGAAUACGCGUGUAUUCUGGUGACCCAUAAUCCAGAACAAGAAAGACGUAUCGCGACAAAUUCAUUCAUGUUGAGACAUCAUAUAGAUACUGAAGAUAAUGCAGAUGUAUCGAUAGACAAUUGA